GGUGGCCCGGCCCACGUUUUCCCUCUCUCCCCUCCUCCCUGGUCAUGUGUCGCCUUUUUUGUUUGCGGUGGAAACAAUUUCUCGCUCUUCGGCUCUCGCCGGCCGAUCCGCUGCCCGUUGGCGCGGGCUGUGUGUGCGGUGCGGCCGAGCCCCAUGCGGCCGGCGGAGCGCCCCGACGCCGGGACCACCGCGCCGCGCCCGGGGCUGGUGCUGAGGCGCCAUGGCCGCCCCCGUCAGAUGAAACUUGGCGCCGCGGCCUCGGACGGACACAGCGCCCGGCGCUCAGCGCUCGGCCCCCGCCAGGAGCCUCUGCCUCAAUGGGUCCAGUCAUGCCGCCCAGCAAGAAGCCGGAGGGCUCAGGAAUCAGUGUUCCCAGCGGACUGAGCCAGCGUUACCAAGAUAGCGAUUUGUCAAAGGCACUUCACGAUGACGAGGACCUAGAUUUCUCUUUGCCUGCCAUCAGAUUAGAUAAAGGGGCCAUGGAAGAUGAAGAACUAACUAACUUGAACUGGUUACACGAAAGCAAGAACUUGCUGAAAAGCUUUGGGGACUCGGUGUUGCGAAGCGUCAGCCCCGUUCAGGACAUUGGUGAUGACACGCCUCCGUCCCCUGCCCACUCGGACAUGCCCUACGAUGCCAAGCAGAACCCCAACUGCAAACCUCCUUACUCCUUUAGCUGCCUCAUAUUUAUGGCCAUCGAGGACUCGCCAACCAAAAGACUGCCCGUAAAGGAUAUAUACAACUGGAUUUUAGAACACUUUCCGUAUUUUGCAAACGCUCCCACUGGAUGGAAAAAUUCUGUGAGGCAUAAUCUGUCCUUGAAUAAGUGUUUUAAGAAAGUGGACAAAGACAGAAGUCAGAGUAUUGGAAAGGGGUCCUUGUGGUGUAUAGACCCAGAAUAUAGACAAAAUCUUAUUCAGGCUUUGAAAAAGACACCCUAUCACCCAUACUCGCACGUGUUCAAUACACCUCCCACAUCUCCUCAGGCAUAUCAAAGCACAUCAGGUCCACCCAUUUGGCCAGGAAGCACCUUUUUCAAGAGAAAUGGAGCUCUUCUGCAAGAUCCUGACAUUGAUGCUGCCACUGCCAUGAUGCUUUUGAAUACUCCCUCUGAGAUACAAGCAGGUUUUCCUCCAGGGGUGAUACAGAAUGGAGCUCGAGUUCUGAGUAGAGGAAUAUUUCCUGGAGCCAGGCCAUUGCCAAUCAGCCCUAUAGGAAGCAUGGCUGUUGCAGUAAGAACUGGUUGGAAAUCUUUCAAAAUGAAUGGGAUAACAAACUGCCGGAUGCGGACAGAAAGCGAACAGUCGUGUGGCUCUCCAGUUGUUAGCGGCGACCCGAAGGAGGAUCACAACUACAGCAGUGCCAAAUCUUCCAACCACAGGAGCACAUCGCCUGCUAGUGACUCCGUUUCCUCUUCCUCUGCUGAUGACCAGUAUGAAUUUGCAACUAAAGGUAGCCAAGACAGCAGUGAAGGAAGUGAAGUCAGCUUCCAGAGCCACGAGAGCCAUAGUGAAACAGAAGAGGAGGACAAGAAGCAAAAUCGGAAGGAGACCAAGGAUUCUUUAGCUGACAGUGGGUAUGCAUCCCAGCACAAGAAAAGGCAACAUUUAAUGAAGGCGAAAAAAGUACCAAGUGACACACUGCCUCUUAAAAAGAGACGUACAGAAAAGCCCCCUGAGAGUGACGAUGAGGAGAUGAAAGAAGCAGCGGGAUCUCUCCUGCAUUUAGCGGGAAUUCGAUCCUGUUUGAAUAACAUCACCAAUCGGACGGCAAAGGGGCAGAAAGAGCAAAAGGAAACCACAAAAAAUUAGAACAAAUCAAUGAUUUGUUUGAACUUACAAAGUUUUGUUUCAGCACGUCAGGUGAAUUCUAAUGAUUUGUGGCAAUAUCAGCAAUUAUUCCUUUUUUGUUUUUCUUUCUAUUUGGUUUUAUUUCUUUUUUUUUCUUUUUUUUUUUUUUUUUUUUUUUUUUUUUUUUUUUUUUUUUUUUUUUUUUUUUUUUUUUUGACCCUUAAGAUUUUUACUUUUAAAGGAGAUUGAAGCCAUAGAACUCAUACUGACACUCAGCUAAUUUACAAAAGCUUUUCAUUACCCGAAGACAAAAAGUUAACAACAGCAACAAAAAAAAGCCAAAAUCGCCAUUGCUUUCUCCGGCUUGUCAGAAAAUGCAUGGUUGAAUACGCAGUGACAUCAACAUUGUUGUGAUGGGAUAAGAUUGGGCACUUGGAAAUCUCUCUUACACUAGAAGAGAUUGCAUAAUUUAGUAGUCAUUCAGGCCUAGCCCUUAAAGAGUUUUUUUUAACGGCCUUACAAUUGGGAUGUGAGUGAAUGUGAAUAAAGAGAUUUGGGGGAAGGAGAAGGCGUGUACUUCUCACACCAAACCACAGACCAUCUGAUGGCACUCGGAUUCACCGUGCCAUAGAAGUCUUUGAACAGCCACUGGUGGCAACUGUGCAUACUGUAAUGCACUUGUAGUGCUUCGUGUACUGUAUGUGGCUAAUAGCGUGAAGACUGGUGACUUUUAAGUUUUGGGAAGUUUGAACUGUGUAUGCAAUGAGUUUCAGUGAAAUAAUGAAAAGAAAUGGCGGGGGGCUGGGGGGGGAAUGGGAAGGGGCACUGUUAAUAGCUAAUCAUUGAGUUCUGUCUUCUAUAUUAAAUUUACUGAAUGUUCAAAAAGCCAUAAGCCCGAAGAUUGGCACUGCGUGCAAAAAAUAAUAGUAUAGGGAAAAACAAGCUGUGUCUUCUAAACUGCCUGAGUGAAAAGCAAUCAAGUCUAAGAAAUUACAGUAGAUAUUAAGGAAGAAAAUAAAUCAGAAUCCUUUUCUGUGGAUCAAAUAUUUGAUCUAACUGAAGGGGGGGGGGGAAAAAAAAAAAAAGAAGAAGCUACAAAACCUGCCAUUAGUAUUAUUCUGUAAUUGAAACAAAAGCAACAGGAAAGCAUAUCGAUGAUCAGUGAAGCUGAGUUCAACAGAACAGCUCCUACGCUGCCCUCAGAAGCGAGCGUUGCAGUUACUGUCGGUCAGGAUUCAUCUGUGCAAAAACAAUGACAGAUUUCCAGAUUCAACCAGCGUAGCCAGCAGGAAAAACAAACAAAACAAAAACGAUCCACACCGCAUGGAUUCCUUUUGGAAGGGGGGGAACACAAAAAGCAAACCAUUUUUUUUAUUCAAAGAUGACAGAGGUCUUGUAAGGUAAAUAAUGUAUUUAGCAUGAAGCAUGAAUUAUUUUCAUAUAAAUAUAGAAAAUAGAGAAAAAGGCUAUGCCUCUAAUUUUUAAGCCCUUAGGCUUAGAGUUUGGUUGGUUUAUUUUCUUUUUUGUUUCAUUUUGGUUCUUUUUUUUUUUGUCGUUGGGUUGUUUCGUUGUGGAUUUUUUUUUAUUAUUUUUAUUUUAAUUUUUAUUUUUAUGGUUUUCUUUCUUUUUUUUUUUUUUUUUUGAAGCAGGUGUUUAAGGUUUAACCUUCUUCAGGGACAAACACUGACUGUUGGGAAACUUACUCUGCAAUAUUAAAAAAUAAAAUCUUCAUGCUCUGGUAGGGCUUGGAUGGUUGAAUUAUACUGCCUUGUCUGCACAUUCAGCCCCCUCUCCCUACUUCUCUUUAAAAAAAAGAAAAAAAAAGAAAAAAAAAAGAAAAAUAAGUAAAAGUGUGUCCUUUCUUCGUCUGUACAUGUGUAACAUGACGCAAUAAUCUGAGGGCAAGUUUAGUAGUGAGUGUGUAUGACAGAAUCAAGAGAAUAAUGGGAGAUUAAUUGAGGAGAACUCUCUGAUUUGAUUCAGGAAUAAGUAGACAUGAAAAUAGCUUUGCUAAUUUGCCGUGAGAAAAUGAAGUUCUUAAGAGCCUUAUUGAGGUGUCCCGAGAAAAAAAACAGUGCAACAGAGGGUGUGAUUCAGGUAUAGGGCUUCUCUCCUGGCACGGUGAUUCUUAGAUUGGAGAUCCGUGCAGAGGAGGGAAGCCGUGAAAUAGAUAAUACAGUCUCUCUCACCUGGAUUUGUCAGUUUGGCAUGAAAACGUUCCAUAAAGAAUAUCUUAGGGACAAGGAGGAAACCCCAGGGACUGGAAAACCCUGCCACUUAACAGAAUGAAAUGGUUUCUGUUAAAGAAUACAGGUUUGUAUCCCCAAAACUGUUCCAGUCAGCAGCACCACUUAAGGUGGAUCUAGUUCCUGAAGAGUGAGUUAGGGAAGAAUCUGACUUCCCGCUCAGUGGAGUGAAAGGAGAGUUGCAUUUGGUGUAUAUGCAGUUAGGAAGUGGAAAGACCAAUGGGUCGGCUGGGCUGGAUCUGGCAGCCGUCUCAUGCUCCACAGAUGUUUUGUAAUACAAAGAACAGGGCCACGCUGGGGGCGGUGCACCAAAAUUGUGCCUCUCCUCCCAUCUCACUCAGUGUGCCCUGGGAUCCAGGACCUGCCUUGUCAAGGGUUGUCUGACAGCUGCUGGAGCCCAGCACAAUUGCCAGCUAUGCAGAUAAGGAAGGAGAGAGCCAAGGAUGGUGCAAGGAGCAGCUCUGUGCUCUCCUGUUUACUGGUCCUGGGGCUGAGGCAUGAAGGGCUGAUGGCCAGUGUAUUACAAUUGGAGUACGCAGGUAUGAAACCUGUUGGCUGCCAACAGCCUUUGAGAUAAAGUUGGGGAAAACAAUGUUUUCUGUUGGCCGUGGAGCACGGAGAUGGAUGAGCCAUAUCUUCCCUUUUCGACAGAGCCCUCUCAGUGUGAUCAGAAUGGGACAGUCCCAGGCCACUCUGUCUGCAGGCAGAGUGCACAGGCAUUGAACCACACAGUCCUGCACAGGAGAAUUUGGUUCUUCAUUGUUUUAUGAACUUUGAGAGCAAUCAUUUGAAAUACAAAGCAGUGCAGUACCAGCUUGCCACCACCUUUGCUCAUUAAUGCAUUAAUGUUCCACCAAGGAGGUCUUUUAAUGUAUAUCAGAAAGCAACAUUUAGAAGUCAAAUUCAUAGCAGAAAAUGCACUGAAAAUGGGGCUCUGCCAUUUCUUUCCUCCAGAGAGAGCAAUGUGGUUGUCUGCUGGUGGCCAGAUCCUGCCCAGUCACAACACUAAUUCCAAAGCAUUUUUACUGACUGCAGUACAUCAGUGCAAACAAGAUGAGUGUCUGCUGCGCAGCAAGUACCAUUCAUUAAUGUGGACUCUUUGUGGCUAAAUAUAUAAUUACCACUAGUAUUAUAUUACCUUAGAAAUUGGUCAUUUUGCAUAAAUAUCUAAUUAAGCAGGUUAUCUUUAUAAGUAUACACAUAUUUAAUCUAUCUAAGACUUCAACACCUUCCUUUUAUACUUGCUGGUAAAUGUAAACUGUUGGCAGGUGUCUGCUUUCAUGUGAAAUGUGUUCCUCCUCAUUCGAUCUGUUGAGGAGUUCACAGUUUGGCUGAGUGCUGAUGUCAUCAACAGAUGAUUUCUGGAGUUGAAAACGAACUUGUCUUUUAUCGAUGCUUCCUCUGACUAUUGACGAGCAGAUGAUUUGGGCUUGUAUAAAAUAUUUAUGAGUCACCUUUUGAAACAUUUCUGUGGCCAGCUAAAAAUGGCAGCUUCAGCCAUCAGAAAAGUUCCAUCUGUUAUUAUUAUUAUUAUUCUAUUUUUAACAGGAAUUGAGUGUUUGUUUUUUUUCCAGAAAACAAACAAACAAAAAGUCAUCUCCUCAACCCAAUUGUCUCUCCUUUCAGUGAGUCAUGCCAAAACUGAGUGGUAAUUGCACUGUAUUACAAGCUCUCUCACUUGCCAGACAUGCGGUGGUUGGGUUUUGCUUGUUUCCUUUCUUUAUUAAGCCAUUUGGGGGUGAGAAGUCAUAGAAUCUCUCAACUUUCUGUUUCCUCACUCUUAUCAGUAUUGCCAAAUUAAUGGUUCUCCAGAACAGGUGGGGACUAGAGGAAUCCUGGUAGGUCAGCAAGCAUUUAGUGGCAAGUUUCGUAUGGACGUGUGUUGUAAGGGUCACUCAGACUUCACCAGGAGCUCCCUUGGAAUAUACCCUCUGCAGGGAGAAGCUCUUGCAGUCCAGAGCUAAUGCCACAAGCAGAUUUCACGGGAGUCUGCAGGGAGGUGAAAUCUGUUGGUGACGUUUGCAUGCUGCAAGCAGUUGGAUGUUCUCGUGGGAAGUCAUUUUGAUGCAGAUUUUUGCCUGCACUUAGAAAUUUAGGCACAGUUCUUGAACAGCUUUAAUACAACAUCCCGUAGCUGUUUCUGAAAGCAUUUUGAUGCUGAACUUCUGGUAAAACCAGCAGUAGUUCUGUCAAGAUCAGCAGAGCUUUGCAGAGAAAUGAGGCAUGCUGUUUAGGACCACAGAACUAGCCUGUGACUGUAUUCUCUCUGGUAAUUCAAGUGACGUCCAUAGGCUGACUCCUGUCUUAAAAUGGGAGAAAAGAAUCCCAAAGGAGGUGCAUGAGCUUCCAAUGUUCAAGUGAAUUACUGUCUACCUUUGCAAAAGAUACAAGGAAACCCUGUGGGCUGCAUUCUUUACCAGAGUGAGGUAGAGGGGUGUCAACGUACUUGAACAUACUAAGUUGUGUGCCAAACGGCACCAUGGAUAAAAAUGGCCAUUUUCUCCAUAGCCAAAUCAUCAAGAUUUUUCUGGAAGUAUUUCUGUAUCUAAAUGUGUAGAUAUGCACAGUCUGGGAUUUCCUGGAGCCUCUGGGUGUCUGGUCUCCUUUGCAGUCAGCAGAGCUGCGGACACCCAAGUGUUCUUGAAAAUCCAUACAGUUUUAUUAUUACCAUUUUUCCUUUGAUCUGGCCCAAGUAGUUUUUUAAAACGUUGCUUUCCUGUGCUCCAGGAUUAAAGUACAGAGAGAAUGCAUUUACAAUUCCAGAUGCAAUGCAAUUUACUUCACUUCAUGGAGAAUGCAGACAUUCCUUGGAGUGUGCCACACAGUGAGCUGCUCCAACAGCUCGCGGGCAUGCUUUAUAGGAAAUGGUUUUAAAACUUCUUCUUGACUUUGCCACCGAACGAGCAUUUGAACCAUACAUCCUCUUGAUUGUAACAGAAUAUCAGUGUUGACUGUCUGACCAGUUAAGUUUUAGUAGUGUUCUUCACGGCCCUCCAGUAAUAUAUCAAACACUGUUAUGCACAUAAUGCAGCACUGUGAUCUAAUUUAAAUAAUACUUUUUUAUUAUUUAUACUACUCUAUGUAAUAUACAUCAACACUUUGCUAUAUAACCUAAGUGAUAACCCUCUUCUUAGUUAUCUGCCAAACUUUGAAUUUCUGUUUGGUUUCUAUUGCAUUUAGCACAGUUACCGAGUUGUAAUGAUGUCUCUUUUCCUUUGAAAUGGAAUGUGUAAGUCAAACUAUACGUUUGUGUGUUUCUGUUUUAAGCUGGAGUUUAUAAGGAUUUACACACAACAUUCGGUGUUCUGUAUAAAUCUGCAUACAUUUGUGAAUUCAUCUGCUAAUCCCCUUUUAUUUAGAAAGUAUUAAUUAUGGUGGUUUAUUAGGGUUUUUUUUUCUUCUUUUUUGCAUUUUUACUUCUAGUACUGGUUAUUCUUGAAUUAAGCAGAGACUUGUCAGCUGGGUUGCUUUAUCAUGUACACAACCUUACAAUUCUUCCACAGUUCAGCCAACAAGUACUAGCUUCACUGACCAAAAAAAGUCUCAACCUAAUGUGUCUAUGGUGCUGUAUUUUGCUGGUGUACAUUUAAAACCAGAAACGAUCUAAAGGUCACCUUGAGCUGUUCUAAUAAGUAGCCUUUCCCGGUUUGGGGAGCUUGGGUUUUGUUUUUGUUUAGCAUUGAAACAAGAAGUAUUUAUCUGAAGCUACAUAAUGGUUUUUCUACUGUAUCACGUUUCCUUCUACAAAAAGGGGAAACGGGCCUGAUGGAGCAGCCUCUCACGGACAGUGGGAGGCGUUUCUGUUUCAGUUUUUCACUUGAUUUCAUUGCCCGUUGGAUCAGGCCAGCAGUCUGAGAGUUCAUCGUCUGAGGGCUUAAGGGAUGGCUGCAACUUGUGCCAGAAUUACGUGUUGCGUUCUGGGACGGCCAAUAUCUAGAAAUGGGAAUCUCUUUACUCUGGCCUAAAAUCCCAAGACAUUUGUUUUCUUUCAGAUUAACCAUUGAACUUCAGUACAUGUUUAAGUUCACAGAGCAUUGUAUGUUUUUCAUUAUGUGUGUGGGAUGACAAUUGAAAGUAAUACCUGUACCUGAUAACCAGUUCCAUGCCUGCAUCAUUCACACUCACUACUUAAAACUGCCAUGAUGUAAAAUGUCGGGGGGAAUGAUUUGUGUGUGUAUGAAAAGCAUUAUGGACUUGUACAUUUUUUUUAUACUCUGAUCUGUAAUUUCUGAAAUAUUUUGUUUUACAGAAAAAAAAAGAAAAAAAAAAAGUGAUAAAGCAAUCAAAAGACCAAGAGAUUUAAUAUCGAUGCUUGAGGGUCACAGGACCUUAACUGGCCAAUAUGUUAAUUUAGUACAGCGAUAAGCCAAUUUUUUUUUCCUGUACUUGGCGUCUGAAACUGCCGAUUUCAUCAAUAUUAAAAUACAAACUGUGAUGGGGAAUGAACAGUGAUGUUAAGUUGUAUUUGUGUUUACCUAAAUGAGCAGUCCGAAGACAAGUGCAAUCAGCUGAUCUUUAGGGAAUAUGAAAAUGUUGAUUUAGAGGCAUACUUGCAUUUUACAUUUUCUUGAUGUGUAAUCAUAUUGCCAAAGACAAACUACUUCAUCAAUUAUUAUUGUAAAUAACACUUUCCCAAAACCUACCAUAAAGUUUCUGUGAUGUAUUGUCUUCCAGUUGCAAUAAAAAUUACUGAGUUGCAUCAAUUGAA
Molecule: messenger RNA, 8744 nt
Organism: Coturnix japonica (Japanese quail)
Lineage: Eukaryota; Metazoa; Chordata; Aves; Galliformes; Phasianidae
Source: RefSeq, a predicted model, not a curated record